CUGGUGCAAGGCAUCAGCGGUGACAGGAACUCGCUAGGCUACUUCGGUUACUCAUACUACGCGGCCAAUACCGAUAAGCUAAAGCUGGUAGCGGUCGACAGCGGGAACGGUUGCGUGACCCCGUCGCUCGACACUAUCGCGAGCGGACAGUACACACCUCUGUCGAGGCCGCUGUUCAUAUACGUAAGCAGCGAGAGCCUGCAGAGGCCUGAGGUCAAGGGAUUCGUCGAGUUCUACAUGCUGCACGGUCAGCAGUUGACUGGCGAAGUCGGAUACGUGCCGCUGGCGACCCAUGCGUACCAGAACAACCUGAACGUAGUGCAGGCGUCCGUCCGUCCCGAAGGGUCCCUCACUGGGACGAUUGAGAUCGACGGCUCAAGUACCGUCGCCCCGAUUACAGAAGCUGUCGCAGAAGAGUACCGUAAGGAACAACCCGGCGUGCUCGUGAACGUUGGCAUCUCAGGCAGCGGCGGCGGUUUCAAGCGAUUCACCGCUGGCGAGACCGACAUCUCCGAUGCCUCCAGAGCCAUCAAGGACAGUGAGGCGUCCGCCGCCAAGGAAAACGGCAUCGAGUACUACGAGUUCCUGGUGGGCGUUGACGGCUUGUCCGUCAUGGUCAACCCUCAGAACGACUUUGUGAACUGCAUGACCACCGAGCAGUUGAACAUGCUCUGGAAGCCUGAGAGCACGAUCGAUUCGUGGAACGACCUCGACCCGUCUUGGCCUGACAGGCAGAUCAACCUAUACGGACCGGGAACGGACUCCGGGACGUUCGACUACUUCACCGAAGAGAUUAACGGCGAGUCGAAGCUGUCACGAGCGGAUUACACGGCCUCGGAGGACGACAACGUCCUGGUCCAGGGCGUCAGUGGUGACCGGAACUCACUCGGCUACUUCAGCUUCGCAUACUACGCAGCCAACGCCGACAAGCUGAAGCUAGUUGCGGUCGAUAGCGGAAACGGCUGUGUCACGCCGUCUCUCGACACCAUCGCAAACGGGAGCUACUCUCCCCUGUCGAGGCCGCUGUUCAUAUACGUGAACAAGUCCAGUCUCGAAAGGCCCGAGGUCAGAGACUUCGUGAGGUUCUACAUGCUAAACGGGCAGUCGCUAACGGCCGACGUAGGGUACGUUCCGCUGUCAAAGCAGUCCUACCAGAACAACAUGGCCCUGUUGAAGUAG
Molecule: messenger RNA, 1179 nt
Organism: Geodia barretti
Lineage: Eukaryota; Metazoa; Porifera; Demospongiae; Tetractinellida; Geodiidae
Source: the annotation of a GenBank genome assembly